AUGCAUUUCAUACCUACUCCCCCAGGAAGCUUGGUAGAGCGCGCUGCUAUGCACGCUAGGCAAGCAGCAGAAGGCACAUAUAACCGCUCUGUAUCUUCAUUUCAAAAUGAGAAAGUGGGUCAGAAAUCUGCAUUCGCAAAAUCUCUCUCGAGUCUUGAUGGUAGCAGAGAAGAAUUGGUUCCACCCGUCCGAAAUCGAACUCGGGAGGGUUUUAUUGGCAGCAGCAGUGAGAAUCUUCAGAAUCUUGUGGCUGACUGGGCCCAAUACAUGGGAUCAAAUCCAAACGAUUUCCGCACCGCAUCUUCGGCCUCAUUAGCUGCACAAAAUUCGGGCAUUAUGAUUUCGAAAAGACGACAACCAACAGGCUCCCCUGAAACACACUCCGAGGCUAGGGUGCCGCAUCUUGGUGAUUUGGAUCUUUCUCACAGACUUGCGGGAACGAGCAUGAUGUCGACACCACCAUCGAACAACCCAUCUAUGUUGGACUUACCCCGUCCGAACAGGUAUGGAGUACAAAUGGCAUCUCAGGAGAACCUCCAGUCUUGUGAGAGAUCUGGAUCGUCGACAAUGAUGGGCAGCGAGCCCCAAAAGCAAGAUGUACGCCACCAACGAGAUGCAUCCUCUUUCUAUUCGGGCCAAAGCAGUAAUCCUUCAGGGUGCGCAUCUCCAGCUGUCCAAUCAGUGAGAGUUCAUGCCGCAAAUGCAAUGGGAACUUUACCGAAUAUUCAUACACAAAUGGUAGAGAGGUCUGCGUUGGAACAGAACGGAACAGAAUCAAGCGCGGAGGUUCUCAAGAGCAAGUUUGUUGAACAGCUCGAAUGGGGGAAUUCCCGACCCGCCCAGGUUUAUGGCAUGCCCAAUGGAGCUGAGAGUGUGGGCUCACAACGCAAAGUUAGUCCCGGGUGGAUGACAGGAGGCCGGCGAGUGGGCUACGGUUAUACUCUGGUGGACAAUGAUGACGAUCACUCACCCACAGCUGGAGUUAGCGGUAGUCCAGCCCGGAGUAACAGGCACACAGAUAAUCCGGGCCCUACAUCCAAUGGCGUAAAUGGACAUAAGUUGAAUACACCGGCCACGCGCCGGACUGACGUUGUACCAGCGACCCAGCCUGUUACCCCUGACCAAGUUUUGAAGGGAUAUAACAGCCGAGGCCCUCCGAUGGCCACAAUUCCUGUCGAUACCAGGGGUGGGCCUAUCCUGACACCAGCAAUGUGGGCCAAAAUGAAGAGCCAUUCAAUCCGACGCAAUGGCCAUGCACCGCUAGUAGUUGAUCUGGCGAGCGAAGGAAGAAGUGUAGGCCAAGAACGCCUUGCAGACUCAGAUCAUGCGCAGCAAAAUCGAUCACCGACCUCUCCGAAAGUCGAUUAUGUCGAAGACACAAACCACAAUUCUUCGGUUGGAUGGGCAAUAGCCAGCCGAUCGACAAGCAAGCGGGCUCCGCCAACCAAAUAUCUCGAUUCAACACACAUACGCGAUACAUUCACUCCAGAGACAUCACCACGGGAUGCGCGCCGCAUUUCAAUGGAUCAAACAAACCGUCCGCCUUCCGUGUACUUUGAUCCAUCGAACAACAGAAGUGCAGACAAGAUUAACGGAGAACCUUCUCGAUCUCGGAGUGGACGUUGGGUUCUGAGAUUCUCCAGAAACAGAGAAAGCAAGAAACGGUCGAAUAUUCGCCCAAAAGAACCAUCGCAGGAAUGGGCAGCACAAUAUCAAGAGCAUUUGGUGAGCAGCCUCCAACGCGCAGAUUCUACCAGAAGUAAUGCGGCAGAGGAGCUGGCAAGUGCGUAUCAAGAUUGCAUUCAAAUGCCUGGGGCUUUUUACGGCAGCCGAUGGGCUAGUCGAACAAGUCUGGUCGUGGAGGCCGAGUGA
Messenger RNA from Penicillium paradoxum, 1872 nucleotides. RefSeq lists its product as uncharacterized. The transcript has a single exon. The coding region runs from base 1 to 1872 and encodes 623 amino acids. Lineage: Eukaryota; Fungi; Ascomycota; Eurotiomycetes; Eurotiales; Aspergillaceae. The record is from RefSeq and is a predicted model, not a curated record.